AUGUCAUCUGACUUUGUGGCUGGAUAUAUCAGCGGUGCUGUAGGAAUACUUAUCGGAAAUCCUCUCGAUCUUGUCAAAGUCCGGUUACAAGCUCGAAAAGCCUCGGAUACCCUUCGGGCGAGUCAGCAAAGCUAUCGCUACUUUGAGUCAACGUCCUCCUUGAUAAAAGGUGCCGCUGCUCCAAUUCUCGGAUAUGGAGCCUUGAAUGCACUACUUUUUGUUGCUUAUAAUCGAUCUCUCAAGUCCCUGGACCCGUCAGUCGAUGAUCCAAUUAAUCUUGAUGCAAAUGUCUCGUUGGUGAAUAUAUGGCUGGCUGGUGCCGCCGGUGGCAUGGCCAGUUGGUUAAUAUCGUCACCGACCGAACUCGUUAAAUGCCGAGCGCAGCUCAGUAGAAACCAGAAUAUUUCUUCCUGGUCAGUCUUUCGGGACAUAAUCCGGGCGCACGGAGUCAGAGGGCUGUACUUUGGUGGUCUUAUCACGAGUGUUAGGGACUCUGUAGGCUACGGGUUCUAUUUCUGGUCGUACGAACUGUGUAAACGCAGUUUCUCCUCUCUGAAUGAGAGCAACCAGCAAGAAGCUUUGAAGGUCCUGCUUUGUGGCGGAUUAGCUGGUAUUAUCACAUGGGCUUCCGUUUUCCCGCUCGAUGUGGUGAAGACCAGAUUACAGGCUCAGCCUAUAAUCGCACAAACAGUAACCGAAGUCGCAGAUGCACAGCAAAGGCCACUUCUGCAAGUGUCAUCGCACAGACCGCGAACGCUCAAUUCGCUGGAAAUCGCCCGAUAUGCGUACCGUAGUGAGGGCCUCUCCGUCUUCUUUCGUGGAUUGGGUAUCUGUAGUAUACGGGCCUUCAUAGUCAAUGCCGCUCAAUGGGCUGUGUAUGAAUGGUUGAUGAAGGAAUUCAACAAAGCAUCGGCAGCACCCCAUGUGAGCAUAUAG
Messenger RNA from Talaromyces amestolkiae, 936 nucleotides. RefSeq lists its product as uncharacterized. Gene Ontology annotation, molecular function: transmembrane transporter activity. NCBI's taxonomy places the organism in Eukaryota, Fungi, Ascomycota, Eurotiomycetes, Eurotiales, Trichocomaceae. Bases 1 to 936 code for a protein of 311 amino acids. Gene Ontology annotation, biological process: transmembrane transport. The transcript is spliced from 4 exons. The record is from RefSeq and is a predicted model, not a curated record.